This is a messenger RNA of Exaiptasia diaphana, 2053 nucleotides long. RefSeq names its product acid-sensing ion channel 2. Bases 252 to 1931 code for a protein of 559 amino acids. The record is from RefSeq and is a predicted model, not a curated record. Gene Ontology annotation, biological process: sodium ion transmembrane transport. Gene Ontology annotation, cellular component: membrane. Lineage: Eukaryota; Metazoa; Cnidaria; Anthozoa; Actiniaria; Aiptasiidae. The transcript is spliced from 8 exons. Gene Ontology annotation, molecular function: ligand-gated sodium channel activity.
AAUGCGAAUAAUUUGAAGAAAAUAUUUUGAUUACUAAGUUUAUGUUAAGUUGUCUUUGGGYUCUGGUAGAAUUCUGGAAUACCUAAAAAGGUUGCGCCGAUGUCCUAAUAAGAWAUAUCAGCUACACGCCUUAUUACAAUCACGGCUAACUUCUAUCUUAUCAAGAGAUUUGUUCCUUAAAAGAGACACCUUACUGAUGUCCUUUUCCACGAAGUUUGCGCUACAUUCCUUAACAGGAGAGAGUUACAACGAUGUGUUCUGAGCUGUCAAGCUGUUAUCACCAACUAUAUGUGGUCAAAGACAAAUAUUACAAGAAGCGAGGCCGUAUCAAAAACUUGACGCUUAUAAUUAUAAUUCUGUAUUUUUCUCUUUCUUACUCAAUACACAAGAAMUUUUUAAAGAAAGAGCGUAAUUUUUCUUGGCAAAAAAUGUCGUGUCCAAAUAAGCCAUCAACCGGUGUCAAGAAAAAGGACGAUGAUGCUGAAGAUGCCGACGAGAAUGACUCAGGAGUCUAUGAAAUGUGGCAAGAAUUUUUACACAGCCUAACACUACAUGGAUUUCGUUUUAUCUUUGAACCCGGCCCRAUAUUUCGACGYAUAGUUUGGCUUGGUAUACUUUUAUGUGCAGUGAGCAUGGUCUUUAACCAAAGUAGAAAAAGUAUCGGGAAAUACUUGGCUUACCCCAUUACAACCAGUGUGCAAGUUGAGUUUCUGGAGGAGAUAACCUUUCCAGCAGUCACAAUUUGUAACUUUAAUUUGUUUCCUUAUUAUCUUAUCAAUGGGACAAUAGGAGAAAAAGUCAUGUCCAUUCUAGCACCUCAAAAGUACAUCGACAAUAAAGAGGAAGUCCUUUUUGCGCGUUCUCCAAUUCCGAAUUUUAUGAACUAUCUUCGUAAGCGUCGYUCAUCCAAAAAGGAAGGGACAGUCGUCACAGAUGACAUGCUUGACAACGAAAAAGACUUUGAUUUUGAUGACAAGUUCGAUUUUGCAGAAUUUGUUCGAACGCACGGUCACCGUAUAGACCACAUGAUUAAAAGAUGCCGAUGGAAAUCCCAGCCUUGUGGACCUGAAAACUUUUCCGCUGUCAUCACUGAGUUUGGAUUAUGCUACACAUUCAAUUCAGGAAGACCAGGCCAUCCAUUAUURAAGGUACGGCGAGCUGGAGUAGACUAUGCUUUGCGGUUACAGCUGAGUGUWCAACAGGAUCAAUACUACGGCUCUCUUCGAGACUCGUCAGGGUUUAAAGUUAUGGUGCAUGAUCAAGAAGAACCACCGCUGAUCAAUGAGCUUGGUAUUGCAAUUCAGCCAGGAACUCAUACUUUCUGUGGUCUUCGUAAGGAAGUGAUGAAUAAUCUUCCCAAACCGUUCAAAACCGCAUGUGAAGACAAGUACUUAGAGGGAUUUACUAAGUACACCAAAUCUGCGUGUCUGUUAAAGUGUCGCGCUGAUUAUGUGAUUAAGAUGUGCAAGUGUCGUUCAUAUGAUCUUAAAGGAUCUGCUCCACCRUGUAGCCCAAGAGAAGUUAAAAACUGUGUUUGGCCUGCUAUGGAGGCUUUUCAUAAUGAGAGCCACAAUUGUGAAUGUCCUGUACCUUGUGAAAUAACSAAGUACCAGCUUCAACUGUCUUAUGCUCAAACUCCAGCAAAACAUUUCUCUGAAGUCCUUGCUCGACGGAAACAUGUCCGCAAAGAUAUCAUGAGGCACUACCUAAGGGAUAACUUCCUUGAGCUUGAUGUGUACUUUGAAGAGAUGCAGGUCACAUUGAUACAUCAGCGACAAGCUUAUGAUCAGGAAAGUCUGUUUGGUGACAUCGGUGGUCAAGUAGGGCUGUUCCUAGGAGCUAGUAUACUYACUGUUCUAGAGUUCUUCGAUCUCUUCUUGAGAAUAAUGGCUUACAAGUUGAACCUUAGAAGACACGCUCAUGAUGUGUAAUGUAGCUUGACAAUAUACGGUAUUCAUAAAUUCAYGGAACGAUACCAUUGGUCAGCCGACAGAACAACAUCAACGCCUAGUAGUCGGCGCGUAGUAUCGAGGACUUGUAAUUCCAAAGGGUA